This is a messenger RNA of Dendroctonus ponderosae (mountain pine beetle), 554 nucleotides long. RefSeq names its product biogenesis of lysosome-related organelles complex 1 subunit 1 (gene Blos1). The transcript has 3 exons. Bases 115 to 501 code for a protein of 128 amino acids. Gene Ontology annotation, cellular component: BLOC-1 complex. The record is from RefSeq and is a predicted model, not a curated record. NCBI's taxonomy places the organism in Eukaryota, Metazoa, Arthropoda, Insecta, Coleoptera, Curculionidae. Gene Ontology annotation, biological process: endosomal transport.
AUAAAUUGUCAUUUCUGUCAAAUGGCAUAAUAAUAUAAACAAUAAUAAGAUUUUUUCUUUAUUUAUUAACACACAAAACAAUACUUGAACAAGGGAAGAGUUACAUUGAUAAAAAUGCUCUCAUCAAUGGUAAAAGAGCAUCAUGCAAAACAAAGUGUAAAAAAGGAAAUUCAAGAAAGCAAACGAAAGGAGGCUUGUGCGGCUGCCAGCGACAUGACCCAGGCUUUAGUCGAUCACUUAAAUGUAGGAGUGGCUCAGGCCUACUUAAAUCAGAAGAAGUUGGACGCUGAGGCGAAACAGCUUCACACUAGCGCCUUGGCUUUCUCCAAGCAAACGCAACAGUGGCUCACCUUGGUCGAGUCCUUCAGCAGUGCUCUUAAAGAGCUAGGAGACGUUGAAAAUUGGGCGAAAGCCAUUGAGGGCGAUGUAAGAACGAUUACAACCGCUCUGGAAAUUGUGUACAAAGGCUCUCAAGAUCAGAGCAGUAGUAGUAGUCAGUGAUUCGGUUCCCAAUGGAUUUGUGUUAUUUUUUCAUAAAGUUUAAUUUAUUUUUA